Molecule: messenger RNA, 1726 nt
Organism: Ceratosolen solmsi marchali
Lineage: Eukaryota; Metazoa; Arthropoda; Insecta; Hymenoptera; Agaonidae
Product: forkhead box protein B1
Exons: 2
Coding region: 474-1616 (380 amino acids)
Biological process (GO): anatomical structure morphogenesis; regulation of transcription by RNA polymerase II; cell differentiation
Molecular function (GO): DNA-binding transcription factor activity, RNA polymerase II-specific; RNA polymerase II cis-regulatory region sequence-specific DNA binding
Source: RefSeq, a predicted model, not a curated record
GGAGGUUGAGGAGGUUGAGGAGGUUGAGGAGGUCGAGGAGGUGGAGGAGAAGGUCGGAGAAAGACGAAGGAUGCUGUACUGAUCGGAAUCACCGAGUUGGACACUAACGGCCUCGCGGCAGCGGCGGGAACAUGAGCUGAGCCGGCCAGCGAUAUGUCGGUUGGCUGGCGCGCGAUAUCCGCAGGAAAAGUGACGACGAGUCCGUCGGCAGGGCAAACGAGUCGGACGCUGUCAGCCCGGAGAGUCGAAGCGCGUCGAGAGCGGGCAGCCUGAGAUAGCGAACGAGCUCAGGACGCGACGAGUGCCGCGACCUAAAAAGAAGACUCUUCUUCAUCCAAGGACGAUGUGCACGAGGAGACGCGCCCCGGAUACCGUCACGAGAUGCAGCAGCCUCGGGUGAUCGGGCAGCUACGUAGCGGUCGUAGCGCCAGCACUGGUCUCGAAGAUAUUCUCGGGGAGUUAAGCCGUCGAAGAUGCCGCGACCUUCGCGCGACACGUACGGCGACCAGAAACCGCCGUACUCCUACAUCUCUCUUACGGCAAUGGCCAUUUGGUCAUCGAGGGACAAGAUGCUGCCGCUAGCCGAGAUAUACAAGUUUAUAGCCGACAGGUUCCCAUAUUAUCGGAAAGAUACGCGACGAUGGCAGAAUUCGCUCCGGCACAAUCUUUCCUUCAACGAUUGCUUCAUUAAGGUACCGCGUGGGCCUCACAGGCCCGGCAAGGGCGCCUACUGGGCCCUUCAUCCCGCGGCCCUCUCCAUGUUCGAGAACGGGAGCCUCUUACGGCGUCGCAAGCGCUUCAAGCUCCACAAGCCCGACAAGGAGCUUCUAAAGUCCGAGCUCCAGGCUCUGGCCUCGGCGAUGCCACCGCCGCGCGCCGACCUCGCCGGACCCGGGGUCCUGGGCCCCGAGCACCCGUCGGGCCCGGGACCCGGGGCCGGCGGCCUCAGCCCGGCGAAUCUCCACCGGCUCCGCGAGGACCUCAUGCGCUGGGAGAUGCAGGAGAGGCGGAUGAUGCUCGCGGCAGCGGCCGCUGCGAGCCAGGCCCUGCCCGCGCCACCGGCCCCCGUCGGCUCAGCCCUCGGCUGCCCGAGCUACUACCUCCUGAGUCCGGAGGCGCGGCAGCGGCUGGCCGAUGGCGCGACAGCUGAGCCACCUCUCCUUCAGGGCGCGGCAUCCUGGAGUUUCUCGUCGAGCUUCGGGGCCGCGGGUGGUGGCUAUCCCGGUGAGAGUGAGGCCGCGGUAGCGGCCCUCAACUUCCGCGAGGCGAGCUCGUAUUACGCUCGGGAGAGGCUAGAGGAGGAACCACCGGCUACGGGCCCCGGGGGCUACGGGAUGGGCCUCGUGUUGGAAGCGCCGCCGGUCGCGGCCUCCGCGGCGUCCGGUACCGCCGGCCUCCUCGCUCGCCAGAUCGCCAAACGGGCCAAGAAGCCCUUCACCAUCGAGAAUAUCAUAGCGCCGGACGAGCGGCAGGACGAGCGCCAGGAGGAGAGCGCCCGGGAAGAGAAGAGGCUCGUUCUCUCGAUGCCCCGGCCGAUCUACGCAGCGGGCUUUGCGGUACAGCCGAGCCUUGGCGACGGGGCGCACCAGAGGCCGAGCUACGGGGCGGCGACCUGAUGGAACGGAGGAUGGCCGCGCGAUCCCCGGCUCGCUCGGCCGGGCCUAGCGAAUUUUAUUUAUUUGAAGGCGAUCGGGCGACACGCGUUCCACAUUCCCGAGGUUCCAGC